This is a messenger RNA of Ctenocephalides felis (cat flea), 8225 nucleotides long. RefSeq lists its product as uncharacterized. The transcript is spliced from 26 exons. Gene Ontology annotation, cellular component: RSF complex. The record is from RefSeq and is a predicted model, not a curated record. The coding region runs from base 88 to 7974 and encodes 2628 amino acids. NCBI's taxonomy places the organism in Eukaryota, Metazoa, Arthropoda, Insecta, Siphonaptera, Pulicidae. Gene Ontology annotation, biological process: regulation of DNA-templated transcription.
UUAUCAGAAUCAAAACAAACAGAAAAUAUUCCAAUUGAUUCCUCUAAAUUGCAAAUAAAUUUUGAUGAAACUAACAAUGAAACCAAGAUGCCUUUGGAAAACAAUUUAGAAGACACUGUUGGUAUUGUUGACAUAAGUUCUUCAGUUUCUACUUCAAAACAGAUAAAUUUGGAGGAAAAUGAAAAUGAAAAUAACUUUCAUGAUAAAUCUGUUGAAGCUGAUAAAGUUGAUAUUAAUAAACAAAAUGCUAAUGACAAGUGCCAUACUCCUAUACCAACUUCAAUUAAUUUAGAAUGUGAUAAUAAUGAUCAAUGCAAAUUAUCAUUAUCUGGUAAAUCAGAAGUGGUUUCUCAGGACAAUCCAUUAUUGAAAUUGCCUAAAGAAUGUCAAACUCUUGAAAAUAAAGAUUCCGAUAUCUUUGAUGAAACAUCAAAAAUCAACCAAAAUUCAGAUUCAGAAAUCGUAAAACCUAUUGCAAAUGCGGAUGAUUUUUCUAGAUCAGAUACUAAACAUAAAGAUUAUUGUGAUAAUUCACAAACAAAGAGUUUUAUUGUUAAACCUCGGAACGAAACUAAAGAUAAUAUCGAAAAUAUUUUAGAUAAUUUACAUAAACCGUAUGACAGUUUAGAAAAUACUGUGACAGUAAAAGAUACUGACACAUUAUACAAUGCAGAAAAUAAAGAUAGCAUUUCAUUAGAUGGUGCGACAAUACAAAAUAAAAUGUUUUUAGAUAAUAAUGAAGUGUCUCCACAGUUGGCAGAUUCAAAAGAAAACACACUAGUGGAUCACUCAACUAUUACAAAUGAUGACAAUUUACGGCAUUUGAAUAAAAUCCAUUCAGAAGUUCAACAUGAAGAGAACAGUAAAAGUAUAACAAUUUCUUGCAAUUUUGAUAGUUCUAAAAAUAUAACCACUACAGAUAAAGUGGAUGUAAAAGAUGAGGUCUUAAAUUCAGAAACUUUUGUAAAAAAUUCAGUACAUUCUUGUCCGCAAAGUGUUGUGGGUGAAAAUUCAAUUAUAUCCAAUAAUAAUGACACCACUUUGGAGAAUCAAGAAAUUUCAGAACAAGCAAGAAAAGAUUGUGGUGAAAAUUUAAAAUUAUGUUUAGUCUCUGAAGAAGUUUCUGAUCAGAAAAAAAUGAUUAAAAAUGAGACUUCACAAGACUUUAAUAAAACUGAAGAAUAUGUAGUAAAUGUGAAUACUGAAUCUAAAUUAGUAUCUACAGAAAACAUAAUUGAAACUGAUCCUAAUAAUUUCGAAAAGAAUAUCAGUGGAUUGACGGAGCUUCAUGAGAAAGAGGCAAAAUUAGCUGUAAAGUCAGAUAAGGCGAAAAAAGAAAAACUUUUAGAAGAUAGUACUGAUGAUAACCUCAUAUUGAAUAACACUUGCGAGGCAAAAAUAUUUAUAUGUGAAAGCGUAACAGAUAUUGAAAAACCUUCAAAAAUACAUGAAAAGGAAGACUUAUUAAAUAAAGAUGCAGAUACACAUCAGUCUAGUAAUAAUAUUAUUGAAGUUCAAAGUAUAAAUAAAACUGUAGAUACUAGUGAAAGUGCUGAUGUAUUUGAACUGAAAACAAGCAUGGUCGAUAAAGACAGUGUUCAUGAAAUACCUAAAAAUGAAAAUGUAGAAAUCAAAGAAGGAAGUUUGGGCAUUGAACAAAGGGACUCACAAGAGCAUGAGAAGGUUGAUGCACAUUUAAAUGUGGAACAUGUUAGUAUCGUAAGAGCGAGUGAUAAAGAUGAACUAUUACAGACAAAAAUAGAAGUUGUUGAAGAGAGUAAUAUUGCUUCAAAUAAAAGUUCACAAUUAAAUGAUAUUGAAAAUCGAAAGCAAAAUGAUGAUAUACCAUUAAUUUCUGAAUUAGUUGUACCUUGUACAAAUACUGUGCCUCAUUCUCUCGAGAACGAUCAGGUGAGCAAUGAAGAUAAUUUUAUGGUUAAUGAUAUUAUAAUUAGCAACAGCUGCUUAAUUAAAUCGAAAAAUAAGAAUGAUCAAAUAGAAAUUGGAAAAGAAAUAGAAAAAGAUGCAGAAUCAGAUUCUAAACUUGUUACUCAUGGUGAGGAAAAACUCAUAACAAGCACAGCUAUUGACAUAAAUAAAACUGAAGUAACAAGUCAUGAAAACGUCAUUGAAAAAAAUUGUGAUAAAUCAGACAUAAUCUCAACAACUACAGACAAUGAUAAUGAGAAACUUGAAUUAAAAGUAAUUUCAGAAAAACAAUCAGAACAAAAGUUAGAAAAAGAAAUUGAAAUACUUGAUGAUAAAGAAGCAACAAAAUUCGAUAUAAAAGAAAUGAAGGGCGAGAAAGUUUUAGAUACAAACAUUCUAUCUAUUAAGGAGCAAGAAAACCAAAGUACAAUUGGGGACCAAAAUCAAUUAGAUAUAUCUAAGAAUAAAGAUUUAUUAAAAGAAGAAUUAUUAGAAUAUAAUACUCCAGCAGAAGAAACACACACUGGUGGUAAGAAAUCAAUUGAUGACGUUAACGAACUAGAUUUAAGUGUGAAAAUUGUUGGUCCCAGCAUGGAAAGUGAAGAAAAAUGCUUAAAAUCUGAAAUGACAGAAGUAUCUGUUAAAUUAGAUGAUGCAAAUAUGCAAGAAUCAUCAGCUCCUAGGUCGACAGAUGCCUGUAUAUUUGAUGAAAGCAAUAAAACUAUGGAUGAAUCCAUGCAGAAGCAAGACGAUAAGAAUUUCAAAACAGAUGUACACAACAAGAAAGAAUUGAAGACUGUAAAUUUAAGUUUAACUCAAGAAUCUAUUAAAGAAAAUGUUGAUAAAAAAGAAGAAAUGGAGGAAGAGAAUAAGGACAACACAGAAGUGGUGCAAGAUCUGAAAUGCAAAUUGAAAGACCAGAAUUCUGAUUUGUCUAAAUUAGAUACUAAACUCGAAUCUCAAAAAAAUGCAACUAUGAAAAUUGCACUAAAAUCUUCAGAAUGUCAAGAAAAUUCAAUUAACAUUGCCAAAAACAUUUUAAGUAUUGACAAUUUUGAUAUUGAAAGCAGCCCACUCAAAUGCACAAUCGUAGAUAGCACUAUAUCAGAAAUCAUAGAUUAUAGUAAAGGCAAAGUUGAUGACAUAACAACACCUUUGGCAGCCAAACAUACUAAUCCUGACACAAAAAAUACUCUUAUUAAUAAAGACGAUAGUAAUUCAGAACAUGCUGCACAUGAAUAUGAAAAAUUAGAUUCAGACACAGAAUUUCCAGAAGCAAGUAUAUCUGAUGAGGAGAUAGUUCAAGAAGAUCCAUUAGCAGAUCCUCUGGCUGGUACCAUUGAUGUUGUAGAUGAUACUUCAAAAGCUGACGAGGAAAAUCAACAAGCCAGUUUAACUGGUUCCAUCAGGGUUAGAAAUAUAAAAGAUCUGAAAAUUGAAUCUGCCGCAAAACCUAAUACUAGAAAACGAAGAAUAUCUGAUAAAGUUGAGGAUAGUGUAGAAAGUGUUGGAAAUAUUAGUUCUGAUGAAGAGUGCGGUGGAAAACGUUUAAAAAUGCGAGGAAGGAGAAGCAAUGUUGCUAAAAGGAAAGUUGCAGUACAUAAUAAAAGCAAACCACAAAAAGAGGCAAGUAGUAGUGAUGAAGAAGAAGAAAUAGACGCUAAAGCUAAACCUAAUGAAAAGACAAAAACCACAGAAGAUAAUUCUAAAGGGAAAAAGAAUAAAGUGAAAAAACAUGAUGAAUCUGAGAAGAAAGGCAACAAAACAGGAAUAAAUAAAAACAUUGAACCUGAUCGAAAACGUACAAAAACUCGGCGUAUUAUGGGUUUAGUUGUUGAUGAAGAUGCAAUCAUUUCAAAACAUGAUGAAUCUAAUGUUAGGCAAUCUAGAAGAAUAGCUCAAAUAAAAAUAAAGGAAGAAGCUGAGCGAAGAAAGGUUGAAGAAAUUACCUUAACACACCUAAAGCAGGAAUCGCAGAAAAAACGCAAAUCAAAGAAUGAUGAUAAGGAAUUCAAGGUAGAGAAAAGAAAACGCAAACAGCAAGAGGAAUCGAGUUCAGAAAGUGAACCAGAAUCCCACUCUUGUGAUGUGCGUCAAGAUAAAAAAAAGAAACGCGGACGCAGAAGAAAACAAACCAGUAAACCUGCUUUUGAUGAAACUAAACCAUGGCAAAGUUCAUCUGAAAGUAGUUCAGAAAAAGAUGGUGAGGAAGAUGAUAUCGAAUUUGAACAUUACCAUUCAGAAGAUGAUAAUAUUCCAGUAAUAAAAUCGGAUCAUGAGUUCUCACCUGAGAGUGAUUUGGAAGGAGGAGAGUCUCAGCCUACGAGAAGAGCUAGAACUGCCAAAAAAGAAUCUGAGGAAGCAGAGAUUUGUGAUGACCAACGUUGCCAGAAAUGCGGCAAGUCUGAUCAGCCAGAGUGGAUAUUAUUAUGUGAUGAAUGUGAUCAUGGAUAUCAUUGCUCAUGUCUCAAGCCUGUCUUGUUUAUUAUUCCUGAGGGAGAUUGGUAUUGCCCUCCUUGCCAACAGAAAAGGUUGAUAAUAAAUCUACAAAUGCAAUUAGUUGAAUUUGAUAAACUUAUGAAAAGGAAAGAAGAAGAAGAUUUGAGAAAAGAGCGAUUAGCGAUUGCAGGAGUUAACGAAGAAAAUAGUAUGGAUAAUGAAGGGAAUCCAAAACAUAGUAAAGAAGAUGAAAGUGAAUCCAGUUCAUCAGAAGAAACGAGCAGUUCAGGUUCUACUGACAGCGAAGAAGAUGAAUCAGGUUACAAACUACGAGAAAGACGAGCCGCUAAUGUUUGCUACCGUUUUAAUGAUUAUGAUGAUCUUAUUAAUAAAGCAAUUAAGGAUGAAAUGGAUGUUGCAAAAGAAUCAGCUGGCAAUAUGGGUCGGGGUAAAGAUAUUUCAACUAUAAUCGAGGCUGAAAAUGAAAAGAAAGCAGACAAUGAAGUAAAAGAAGAAUCUAUACAAAAAGAUGAAGAGAAACAGAUUAUUGAAAAAGAGGCAAAAACUAUUGAAUCUGGUUCAGAAUAUGAUGAAAAGAGUGAAUGCAAAGAUAAAACGCAAUCUGAUGAUAGUUCAAGUAAUAGUGAUUCAGAGAGACUAAAUCAAUUACAAGUAUUGUCAAAGAGAAAAAAGCAAAGAAAAUUAAAUGCUCUAGAUGUGAGUUCUGAGGAAGAUCAUGUUUCUGAUGAGGAUUUCAAAGGAUCAAGUGCUGAUUCUGAAGAUGAAGACUUAGAAAGUAAUAGUGACUUUUCUGAUAGUGAAUUGGAUCUCCCACGAAAGAAAGGAGCCACAAGACGUUCAACCAGGGCAAGGAUGACCAGAUUCGAUAAAGCAUUUAUUAAUGAUUCAGAUGAUAGUUCUGAUGCACCUAAAAGAAAGAAGAAAUAUAAAAGUAUAUUGAGUGAUGAGGAUGAGGAAAGUAUGAGUUCUUCAUCAGAGGAUAGCACAACCGGUUGGAAAAGUGGACACAAGCGCGGCUACAAAAAGUCCAAAGCACCUGUGAGAAAGAUGCCUAAAUUUCCAACAGUAAAUAAAAGUGAAUCUGCUCCUGCUGUUAAUAAAAAGCCAAAGAAGAAAAGAACUUCUGAAAUAUCAGAUCUAUCGUUCAGAAGUGGUGGUCUAAAAAAAUCUAAUGACUUAGAUGAGCCAAUGGAAGGACGAAGGACGAGAGGAAGGAAAAUUAAUUAUGUGGAAGCCCUUGCAUCUGAUUCUGAUGAAGAUAAGAAAAAAAAGAAAAAGACAACUGUGAAGAAAAUUGUUAGUGAAGAUGAAUAUGUUCCUGUUGAAGAAGACAAUGUGGCAACUAAUCCCAAUACUAAAGAAUUUGAUAUUGAGGGACAAGAUAAAAUUGAUACUGCAUUUAUCAAGAAUGAAAAUAUACCUAAAAGUGAUUUACUUAUAAAUGCUCUGACAAAAACUCCACAAACAGUUGCACAAGUUGACAGACAUGUUGCUGCACUUGAUGAAAGAGAAAACCUAAAGAAAGAUGCUGAUAUAUUAAAUUCCAUCACAAUGGCAGACAGCAGUCAUGGAAAGCCUUCAACUUUAACACUAAGCAAAUUACAUGAAAAAGUGACGAGCAAUAAAAAUUUCAAUACUCAUAUCGGCGGUAAAACUCCACUUGUUGUUCGAAACCCUAAUUUAUUGGAUGAUAGAAGUUCUUUGCCGAAAGUCGCCAGAGUAGAUACAUCAUUUGAGGAAAGUGGUGAUUGCAUUGAUGAAGAAGAAGAAGAAUCAAUUGAUGAGGAAGAAGAGGAAUUUGAUGAAGAAGAUAUUCAUGAGGAGAAUGAGUAUAUGGAUUCCAAUAAAUCAAAAAUUGAAGAAUCCGAAGAUGUUAUUGCACAAAGAAUGAUGGAAGAUCCAGAUUUUGCUGCAAUGCGUUUGCAACAGGUUGGGGUUCAGAUUGCAAAAGAUAAGAAGAAAAAAGCAGCUGAAGAGAAGAAAAUGCUAAAAGAACAGAGGAAACUGGAGAGGAUAAGAAAGAGGGAUGAAAAAGCUAAAAUUAAGGAGGAAAGAGCAAAAGAGAGAGAAGAAAAGAAGCUUGCAAAGCAAGCUGCUUUAGCUGCCCUUGCAGCUUCACCUGUUGAGCGGAAGAAGCCAGGACGUAAGCCCAAGGCUCUUACUGUUGCUUCACAGAAUCAGCAAAUAUCCGAUUCGGGAGAAUUACAUUUAUCAGUUUCCGAAAAGCAAGUGAAUGCACCAUCUUCAAGUAUUUUGUCAAAUAGAUUGAAUCCAAAUAUUCCCAUUCAAAGUCAAGCUGCAGGUACUGGCUUCAAUUUGGGCAGUAUAUCAGUGACACCAAUUAAAACAUUGAGUGCAGUUCAAAAUCAACCUGCAACAAGUGACAAUGUAAAAGUUUUAUCUCCUAUGAUGUCAAACCCAAGUUCGCCUUGCACAAGUAGCAGCAUGUCCAAUACAUCUACACCUGGUGUGGUUAGUGGUACAUCUCCUGUGCCAAAUCCACAAAAUUUCAGUUUAGCUAAUUUGCGCCCACAGAAUAUGAAUGUUCCACAUGCAGGACAACACCUUAUGACGAGCCAAAGCACGAACGUUAGGCAUCCCUUGACCCCACAAACCAAUGCUGGAUUUAUGGGUAUGGGAAUGCCUGGUUUACAAAAUAUUCCAACAACACCAAAACGAAGGGGUAGAGGUCGCGGCAAGAAAGCUGCGGCGGCUGCGGAAGCAGCAGCAAAUCAGUUGGUUGGUAGAAGCGGUAACAAACAUGACGAAAAAGGUGUCACCAAUUUGAGCAUAGCAGCACCACCUCAACCAUUUUCUGCAUCUCAACCUUCACCAUCGGUCAUCACACGUAUGCUGCAUAAUCCAGGUGGAAAUCCUCCAGUGUCUAUUAAUCCAACUGCUCCAGUCACUUGUGAUUCCAAUAUGCCUACUGGAUCUGUGGGAUUGACCACCUCCCCUUCCAGCUUUCAAGGAAAAUAUUACCCGCAUUCUGAAAAUUAUUUACAAAGGCCUAGGGGACCAAUGGGAGCAGCUAUGGGAAUUUAUAGACCUGCAGGCCCUAUGGGCAAUUAUCCACCACGUGGUAUGUAUCAUUCUCCUCAUCAUCCAUUAGACCCCUCACCUUCUGGUGGAGGACCUAUCAAUGUGCAGCCAAAUAUUCUCCCGACGUCAGCGCCUGGACAAAUUGGAGCUCCACCACCUUUGAGACCUGGUACUCCCCCCAAAGCGCGUAUGCCCUAUGAAUACAUGCAUCCAGCAUCAGGGCCCAGGCAUUCUCAAUUUUCUCAAAAUCCACCUUAUGGCUAUCAAGGGCAACCAUCUCAAGCAUACAUGCAACCGGCAUAUCAGUAUGAACCAGGAUCUCAACCACCACCAUCAUUACAUCAGCCUCCUCAUUCAGUUGCACAACCAGUGCAUGUAAUACCAGGGUCAGUUAUAGAUGAUCAACAAUAUAAUAAUCCUGAUUCAGAACCUGCACGAAGUUCUUCAUUUGAGCCAGAAGGAGAACAAGAUGAGGAAUCAGGAGAAUUUGGUGGAUUGGUUAGUUACUUCUCAAGCCAGCGGGAAGAUGACCUAGAAACAUAAUUUGAUACUUAUGUAAUAAUUGUUUAUAUAUAAUUUUUCAUUUAGACAUUUUAAGAUGAAUGUUGAUUAUUGCAAGGUAACAUAAUUGAGAACCUGAUAUGGUUUAAAGUACAGACUAAUAUGAAAAUUAGAAGCCAGGAAAUAAUUACCAACAACGUACAUGAGAAAAUGGUUAAUAACGUGAUUAUAUGUAAGCAAAUGUUUAAUUUUUAUGAUAUUCGAAAAGAUUUAUUUAGCAUUUUAAUUAAAAA